UUUGUGUUUAAUCAAUAAAGCAUAACACUACAAAGUAUCAAGGAAAUUAUGCACAUAAGGUCCUGACAAGGAGAGAAAGGAGGGCUGAGCAGGGCCUUAGUGACAUCUCCAAACAUGUCAGCACAGCACAUUGGACAGCACGGCCCUGCCCUCAUUACCAGACCACAAGAUCAACAAGGGCAAAGCCCCCCGACAGCAACCUGUUGUCCUUUAACGAAGGACAGCGCUUCCAUGAAAGGUUGAAACAGUUUGCAAAGGAUCCAUCACAUCUUUUCAUCUGAUCCUCAAACUUUGGAUAUAACACUUUCCUCCACUCAGCCAUGACCGCUUUAGUCCUCACCACUCUCGGGUUUAUCUGCUCUCUGAACGCGCUGCUUCUGACGUUGGCAGGUUUGAGCUUGAGCAGUCCCAUCAGGUCCCUGGAGAACCAUCACAGGGCGUCGGUGCGUAGGGACAUGGGUGGUAAUCCGCUGCUUGUUGCACAGGACUUUCUGAGCCAGUUUCUGUCCACAAUCAACAUGACAGAGCCGAGGUCCCAGCCCGGGCCCCGCACCAACAACAAGGAGCCACCAGACUACAUGCUGGAGCUGUACAACCGCUUUGCCAAUGACCGCACUGCUGUGCCCUCGGCCAACAUUGUGCGCAGUUUCAAAAAUGAAGAUCCCUCCCCCUACAGAAUAACACCCAGGGGUGUCAGGAUACAUCCUCUGUUGUUCAACAUCUCAAUGCGCUACCAUGAGCACAUAACACUAGCCGAGCUCCGACUUUUCACCCUGGUCCAUAAGGCUCGAAGACCAUACGCUGGCAUUGACUGCGAGGUGACCAUCUUCAAAAUUCAUGAGUGUACCGAUUGGAAACAAAAGGUAGGGAAAGGUGGGAGAAGGAGGGAUAAGGAGGAGGUGGUGGAGACGGAUGAUUUGGAGAAACUGGUGACAAAGCAUAUCCAUGCCAGAGAUAACAGCUGGGUGUCGUUUGACCUGACUCAUGUCGUAACACUCUGGAGGAAGUCAGGGUGUGCAAAUCACAGGCUGGAGGUUCACAUAACAAGUCUGGGGUCAGAGGUCACAGAGGAAGGCAGGGGCUCGGUUGAGAUUGACAUUGAAAGGAACUCUGCAGGGAAACACAAUGCAGUGAUGAUUGUAUUUUCAGAUAAGACCAAAGCUGAGUUUAAUCAGAUCAUCAAACAUGAGAAUGAGAUUCCUGACGACAAGGCUCAGAGCCAACAAGCCUCUCGGGGGAAUCACAACACCCACCCUGCAAACCAGGAGGAGAUGGACAAAACGUCUCUCAUGCAACUUCAGUCCAACCUUAUCUACGACACGCCUCCCCGAAUCCGUCGCAAUGUUAAGAGCGAGCCCUGCAAGAGGACCCCGCUUUUUGUGGAUUUUAAAGACAUCGGCUGGGAUAGGUGGAUCAUCCAGCCUCUUAGCUAUGAGGCAUAUGAGUGCAACGGCGUGUGCAGUCCGCCCAUGACCGACGAAGUGUCGCCCACCAAUCAUGCCAUCGUGCAGACACUGCUGAGUAUUAAGAGUCCAGAGAGGGCAUCGCGUGCCUGCUGUGUACCUACUAAGUUGGAGCCUAUCUCACUUCUUUAUCACGAUAACGGAGUUAUAACAUUCAACCACAAGUAUGAGGGCAUGGUGGUGGCAGAGUGUGGAUGUAGAUAG
Molecule: messenger RNA, 1667 nt
Organism: Cheilinus undulatus (humphead wrasse)
Lineage: Eukaryota; Metazoa; Chordata; Actinopteri; Labriformes; Labridae
Product: bone morphogenetic protein 10-like
Exons: 2
Coding region: 321-1667 (448 amino acids)
Biological process (GO): SMAD protein signal transduction; BMP signaling pathway
Cellular component (GO): extracellular region
Molecular function (GO): cytokine activity; growth factor activity
Source: RefSeq, a predicted model, not a curated record